GGUCAUCGAGCACUCGCAGACAGUGGAGCAGCGAAAUCGUGCAAUACGAAAUGCACGGCGCUAAACUCGAAAGAAAAAUGUCUCUGCAUUUUGUCGUCAACUAAAAUUAUCUCAACUAACCAAACCAAUAUGGCUCUAUAUCACGAUAAUGCCGAAGAUAUCCUGCUGUGCUCAUUUGAAAUAAUCAAGAAUAACUUUUCAAGCUUCUAAAAUGUCGUCGGUACCCGCUGUGAGGAGUGUACGGAGCUUCGUUUUCAUUCUCUGCGGAACAACCGGGGUAGCAAUAGCUGGAUUUUCGCUUGUAAAAUAUCUCCGGAACUGGUUGCGUCAUGUUGUCAGUAAAAAUCUUGAGCAGAAGAUCGAGGAUGCAAUUUCCAAUGAAGCUCUUUCAGAAUUGGCUAAAUCUGCCAAUGUUGGACUAAGACAGAGUGCUGAACAAUUGCUACUUGAUAGGAUUACAAAGAGAGAGGCCUUUGUAUACGUCUUGAAAGCUUGCAGGAGCAAAGAUGAAGAGAAGGCUCUUCAGGCUUGUACAGCCUUGUGUGUUAUCCUGAAAAGUGUUGAUCAAAGGGUAUUCCAGGUUGAUCUGUUUAUCCUGCAAACUCUGUUGACAUCCCUCUGCUGUUCUAUGGAUAGAUGGAACAACUAUCACUCCCACAUACCUGAUGUAGAUUUUCCUGAUAGAAUGCAACGCAUGAUGUUAGCAACCAUCUAUGAUCUCUCCACAGACCCAGCAUUCCUAUCCAAGUUGGAACAGAUCAAGUGCAGAGAUCUUGUUAGUGUCAUCUUAGAACUUUUAGAUCAAUCUAAGAACAAGGAAGUCCAGAGAUACUCUCUGCUCUUGCUUCUACAAAUGACAAUGCAAGGAAAGAAUUGUGCCAGUUUAGAUGCAUUCAGGAUUAUUGGUGAGAAGAGUGUAUUACAUCAUGGUGAUCUCAUGCUCCAGAAGAUUUGCUACCAGCUGCUAGUGACUCUGAUUAAUGCACAAAGUACAGAUUCCAGUUUGUUGAUCCAUGAGACAGGAAAGCAAGACAUUCUUAUUCCUAUGGUGGUCUCUACCAAGUCAGAGGAUGUAGAAGUAUCGUUCUGGUCAGUAGCUCUGCUACAUGAGUUUGCUGUUCACAAUGUUUGUAGGAAAGAGCUGUGUGAAUUACCUUGUCUGAUUACAAACCUUCAGGUCACACUGAUGGCUAGUGAAGCAGCAGUCCAAAGGCUUAUUCUUAGGAUAUUUGCUUUCCUUGCUCUCAGAAAUGAUCUGUUUGCAAGAGAGCUAAUGAAGAACAAGGCACUGAUAGGUCACUUACCUACCUGUCUUGCUAGUGGAAACAAAGAUGUCGUACAUUGGGCCUUGGUGCUUGUUCAUGAUCUAGCAAUGAUGGGUCGACAAACAUUAGAGGCCCUGCUUGAGUACACCAAUGAUAUGCUGAUCAAGUCAUUACUCUCUCUGUCUAACACUCGUGAUAAUGUCAUGAUACGCCUCCUGGCAGAGACUCUGGGACUCUUCUGUGGGUGUGAACAUCUUCCCCAUUGCCUGGUCCGGGCUGGGGCCUUAGACAUGAUACUAGGCCUGGCCCAAUCUCAUGACCCGGACCUGGUCUUCUGGGCCUCUGCGUUGCUUCUCAAUCUAGCCAUGACAUCAGAUUCGGUGAAAGGAGAGAUAUUGAGUUCAGGAGGAUUAAAGACUCUGAUUGAACUUUCAUUAGGUGACCAUGAAAAUGGUCAGAUCAAUACUAUGGCUGCUAAAACUCUUGUCAUGAUGGCAGUAUUAGAUGAACCGAUUCAUGUGCAUGUCCAAUGUGAGAAGGAUUCCUCUAAUGUUGUCAUGGAAAAGAAGUCUAUGCAGCUGCCACAUACUGGGAUCAACGUAGUAAUGUGGGAGACUCUCAUAGCUAAGAAACUUGAGGUUUGGCAUUACACACCCACCAUGGAAAAUGAUCUUCCUUUCGUGACGAGGAAGCUAUCAAGUAUACCGCUACUAGAUCAACAGUCGAAGAGAACUUGUGAAUGUAAUAUGGUGGUCAUCACACUCAAUGGACCGCAAGCUCCUCUCUGUUUAAGAGCUCUUGAGAAUCGUCUACAUUUCAAGAAUUAUUCCCGUUCAGGGGUCGUGACCUGUGACCCGUUGGACUUGGAUCGUGGUUUGUCAUGCUGUAUAGUAGCUAUGGUAGACGCCCAUGGUCUGUUGGAUGUUAUGCAUAUUUCAAAGAAUCAAGAAACGAUUGCUGUUCAGCUUCAGGUCUCAGGAGCUUUGGUUGUGAAUCAACGGAUACGUGGGCUGAUCCUUCUACCUCUACUCCAUCGUAUCAUGGGAGUACCAGCUAAUAGCCCUAUCAAUCGUGUCUCUGAUCUUGAACUACUGGAGGUGUUAGUCCGUCAUGAAUCACAGAAAACCCUGAUUCUAGAAUGCCAGGCUGUUGUACACCAGCUUGUUGCAAUGGUCAGUUAUUUUGCUCAGCAAGGUAUGGAUCAGCUUAAAUCAGAACCCCUCUCUGUGGCCCAUUCCCAUGCAGCACUGAAAGUAUUAAGAGUUCUAGCAAUGUAUGAUCACUACAGAUCAGGUCUACUGACUGCUGAUACCAUAGCUGCAGUGGUCAAGCUUCUCAAUGGUCUGGUCAACUUCUGGCUCAAUACUAUUCUAUCUACCCAGCAGAGUGGUCAAUCAGACCAUCGCCCCAUGACGAGAAUCGGUAGUAGGCCGGUCAGUAGGGCUGGAUAUAGAACCAAUGAUUCUACAGACAUGGCAAGCCUUUUUCCAUCCAGGCCUCAAAGUCGAGCAAUUCCAAGUGCACUCGGUCUUGACUGUGAUUCUGUCGAUGACUUGGAGUCCACUGCUGAAUCUUUGGCACUAAUUGAACAAAACCUAAGCGAAGCUGUGUCUGCCAUUACUAAUACUGUCCAGCAACUUACUUCAUUGGGCUACCCUCAGCAAACACAAACCAGGUCCAAUUCUGUUACCAUGGCAACCGACUCCAACCUUGCAGCAGAGGUGGAAGAUGGUGAAGAUAAAAGUGAAGAAGGACAGAUGACAGCUCAUCUCUCUAAAUUUGCUGUACUUACCAUAGCUCACCUGCUCAACACAUCUGAUGAUGAUAUUUCAAGAGCAGUACAGUCUUCUCUUCAUCUGUCUGGGGCUAUGUAUGCUCUGUGGGCCACCCUUCUAUGCUCAUCAAAAACCAUCAAAGAUACUAUUGCGCUGCCUGUUGGUAUUGCAAUGACAAAGCUUGCUGCUACAGACCAAUCAUCAUUACCUGAUAAUAUAGUCAAGCUAGAUAUCACGACAAGAACUCCGGCUCUUCUACUUAGUCCUGAUCAUCUUGAGAUUCGUAAUGAUAGUUGGACGUUUGAAAGCAUUCUGGCUGUUAGUCAUCUCCCUCUCAUCAAUAAUGAAGAAUCCAAGUUAAGAGAUAAACAUCAGCAAGGCUGGUAUUAUGAAGUGGAGAUAAAAUCUACUGGCAUCAUUCAAGUUGGUUGGGCAACCAAACAGUGUAUAUUUGGACCUGAAAAAGGUCUUGGAGUUGGAGAUGACCUAAACUCAUGUGCAUUUGAUGGAGCUAGAUGUAAGAAAUGGAAUGGACCAGUCACAGAAUCUUUGAAUAAUGAGUAUGGUCAGCAAUGGCAAGUUGGAGAUGUGGUUAGCUGCUUGAUGGAUCGUCAUGGUAACGCAAGUUUCUGGCUUCGAGGCAUUAAUAUGGGUGUUGCAUUUCAUGGUUUAGAUCUAAGUAAAGGGUGGUAUCCGGCCUGCUCUCUCUCUACUGAUCAACAUGUAAGAUUCAACUUUGGAACCUCUAAAUUCAGGUAUUCUGAUGUCAUUCCAGAUGGUUACAUUCCUUUCUGCCAAGCUCACCAAGGUCCAUCAUUCCCAGAUGAAUACAAUAUUUUUCCAGAUAUCAAACCCUUAUCACAAAUGAACCUUCCAGAAAGGUUGAAUCUUCAAGAAAGGUUAAACCUGCAAGAACCGCAGACUUCUGGAGACGCUGUGUCCGAAGACUACAUCAAUGAUAUGGCAGCUAGUGAUUUUGGAUAUCCUGAGAUGGGCGGAGAGGCCUUUGCAGAGAUGACAGACAGUCCAAGACACAUUGCUGUGGCAAAGAUUGCCGAGAUAGAUGCAUCGUUGCAGCAGGAAUCCUACAGAGACGCAAUGACUCGUGAUGAGCUUGGGUCAGGUGACCAGAGAAGACCAAUAGCAAUGCAGGACACGGAGGGAGGUGGAGAAGCAGCAGAGUUCCAACCCCCACCAUCUCUUUAUUUUGAAGUCAAUGUUAAUCAUACUGAUCAUCGCCCUGUUGUAAUAGGAUUAUGUAGUGGAGAUGCCAGUGUUCAAGUUUGUGCAGUACUAACAGAAGAUAACAAACUUGUUAUGCCAGACCAGACAAUCCAUCAGGUUUGUCCUGGAGUGACGAUUGGUUGUGCUCUUCUCAUACCGCCAGGAGUGGUUUUCUUUACCAUCAAUGGUCAGCCCAUCAGGAGAUUAUUCAACUUUGUUCAAGACGAUAGACCAAGCCAGCCUUUAACACCAUUCACCAAUAGCCCACAUCUCAGCAUCAAUUUCGGCCAAGAUCUCUUCCUAUAUCAGCCGGCCAAUGAGUUUGAACAAAGGAUCUACAUGGCUGCACUUCUCCAUGACUACUGCCAACAAACUAUCAAUUCAAAAUGAUUUACUGUACCUCAGGGAUGCCUUAUGGGACCACAAACAUAUGCCAUAGGUAGGAGAACAUUCAAUUUAGAGUAGGUAUCCAUGUUUUGCAUGAGGCUACUUGUCAGAAAGUCAGAGUUGUGUCUUUCCUGCAGCUUUUUAAUUACAAAUCAGCACAGUCACUAAAGACAAAACAAUGGGGACUGCAGGAAAGCGGCAAUGAAAAGACGCAUAGCAUCCAUAUAGCGGGAUUCCUAUGUAAAGACGAGGCAGAGACUUGACUGAUUGCUUAAGCUGGACUGUAAAAUUGCUUCAAUUUAUGCAAAUAUUUGAUGCAUUGAUGUUUAUCUGUACUUUCAACUUAUGCAGUAGCAAGGAGUUUUCAUGUGGACUGUGGUCAGCACUGACAAGUUUUCAUUAUUUGACAGUAACCAUAGUAACAAUCAGACACCUGUACUUCUUAGCCAAUCGAAAUCAAGGAUUGUUUGUCAGAUGACAUGACUUCCUCUGAGCUGUGGUUACUUCAAAUGCCUGCAGUUCUUAAUAGUCACUUCCAUUAAGGUUCUGUCACAUUGUUUCAUGCAAGUCUUAAGUUGUGGCAAUCACACGCAACUCACUCGCAAACAAAUUUAUAAGAAUUUUCAAAACUUUUAUGUGGCAAAUAAGACUUGCGUGUGCUCCUGCUGGCAACUGCAUGCGAGAUACAUGUACAUGCAAAAACUAUUGAUGCAGGCGACCUGCUGGUACCAAAAAUAGUCAACCCCAAAUCACAUACAAUGAUGUGACAAGGCCUUAAUAAGGCUAUACUAACGAGCUGUUGGAAUUUAAUACUCUUUCAAAUGAUACCUAAUAUUCCUACUUUAUUAAUUUUCAUGGAGAAAUUAGCCAAUAGAACUGGGACUCUCUUUUUGACAUAUUUUUCGCUGAUGUAGUUUAUGGUACACCAUGUGGAGUGUUAUAGAAGAAGAAAAAGA
Molecule: messenger RNA, 5607 nt
Organism: Lytechinus variegatus (green sea urchin)
Lineage: Eukaryota; Metazoa; Echinodermata; Echinoidea; Temnopleuroida; Toxopneustidae
Exons: 31
Coding region: 212-4654 (1480 amino acids)
Cellular component (GO): cytoplasm
Molecular function (GO): protein binding; ubiquitin-protein transferase activity
Source: RefSeq, a predicted model, not a curated record